CAGAGCGCGACAGAAGUACAGGCCCCCCUUAAAGUCAGCCCGAAGCUGACGAGCUGUCGGGUUAAAUCGCUCGGCGCCUCCAUUAACUCGACGUCCGCCGAAAAAAAAACCCCAGCCCAAAAGUCCCCCCCGCGCAACCCCCCCGAAAAACCGUUAGUCGCGUCUAGAAAUGUCCCCCUAAAAGCCACGUUCGUGAAAUUUAACCGCUGAAGUGUCUUUUUCCACCAUCAACUGUUGUAAAACCGUGGUACGCGUGGGUACAGUGCAGUCUAAAAGUUUGUUAAUAACAAAUCUUCACUGAACAUUUACCUGUGUCGCGGAGUUGACGUGUGUACGAGGAAAAUCGAGUGCAAGUUACUUCACUCCUGACUCCAAUGAAUACCGAUAAUAAGUGAAUAUCACUGGAGCAUCGUGUUGUCAACUAUUGAAUGUUCGCCGUGAAAACAUGACUAGGUGCAGUGGCGAGAGAAUUAGACGCCAUCUGUUCCCCGAUAUACCACCGAGACUUUGUCGAUAGAUUAUUGAUUACCUCUUGGUUAUGUUUUACUCGAGUAUUUUUGUUUUCUCCAUUGGAUGCUGCCGUGUGUUUUUGCGCUGAGUGUCAUUUUCCCCCCCGCGAAAUGUCGAAUUUUAUCGCGAGAGUGGAGUCUCCCUCGGGGCAACAGUGAGAACUAAUCAUUGGACAAAUGUCCUCCGAGGACAGGAGUUUUUAAACAAUUUGCGAGUGUGUUUAUGUGCGUUUACGAUGAAGUCACGGAUAAUUCGAAUGGUGAAUGAGAAAAAAUCAUCUGGGUCCUUGGCCUCCCGGACAAUUUGCCUGACGUCACGGAAUGCCAGUUUCAGUUGUCAUUGACUUGUGAAUGCUAUUUUAAUUAUUCAGAGGAGUGAUUUAAGCGGUUUUUAAUGGUUAUGUGGCUGCAUUGCGAGGGCCUGGGGGUCUUGCAGGGCUGGCGGUGAAGUUUUUGGAAAUUUGUGGGGGCUUUUUUCACUGGGGCCUGGUGGUUUGGUUAAAAUACGACUGCGGGACUGGGGAUCACCGUUGAACUAGUGUGGGGGACUAGUGUAACGUGCGCUCAGGUGCACAAACAGCCAGGAACAGCAGCUCGAUGUUACCACCCCUGGCACAGGGCCUAGAUGCCCUAGAGUUGGAUAUACCUGGUUGAUGAACCCUCGUGGCGGUUCAGGGAGAAGUGUUGUUGGUUAAUUUACGAACAUGGCGUUGUCCGCUAAUGAUUGUGAUUUGGUUCUUGCCAGUCUGACAGCGUCUAGGAACGGUGAUACGCCCGUUUAUGAUACAUGGCCACAAGAGAAAGUACCAGUAAAACAAGAGCGUCCAGAUGAGGCGGAAAUCCGUGAAUUGGCUGCCAAAAUGGUGGAAGCAAACAAAGCGAAAAUGUUGACGAGUGUCCCAGGUGUAUCCCAAAGGCCAGCAGGUAGCCAGGGUCUCCCCGGUAUCCUCGGUUACUUGAAUAAAAAGCCAAAUGACACAGCACCCCAACAAGCAUCAAAAUCCCCAUCAGUUGACGGUAAAACACCACUGGACGAUGAUAGUCUACGUGGUAGAUUUGGUUGGAUAACAUUUGACAAAUGUCACAUACCAUACAUAUACCGUGGUGGUGAAAAAUACUGCGCUGUUAGGAUACUUGAGGCAAAAUUACUGAACAAGUACCUGAACUACUUACACUCUGACAUAUACAGUUGUACGUGUAUCAAGAGUUACUUCAUAACCGAAGCUGAGAGUAAAUUAUUCAAUGAGAUUAACAAUAAACACUGUGAAAAUCAGUUUGGCAAGGACCAAUUUACAUGCAAAGAUCUUGUUGUUAGAUUGUCUGAUGCCAAAGAGUUUUACACAUUUUUGGAUGUAUGUUACACCAAAUUAACGAGUCAAAAUGUUAAUACUGGACAGAAGGGUGAGAAGUGUGGUUUCAUUCGUAUUAAUAAAGAAUCAGUGGUACCAUACACGGUUAAAGACAAUCUCAAGUAUGUACCACUAUUUUAUUUCGAGGGUGAAACGGACAAUUUGAAAUUGAAAGCUGAAAAACUUGAGGGAUGGGAUUUGUCGUAUUUGAAAUUUUGUUGUAAAGUACAGGGUAUACGUAAUGAAUUAUUUGCCAGUGAAACGUGUUCAGUGAUAAGUUUGAGUGACAUUAAGAGUUAUUUUCCACCUGGUACGGGAUUUGAGGAUUAUUGGCCGAGCAAAGUUAUGGAUUCGCAAUUAUUUGUUAGCGGUAAAAGUGGUGCUAGCGCUGGUGGAUGGACAAAACAACCGCCAGCACCACCAGCUGCAACAAAACCAGUGGCUGUUGUUAACAAUGCUAAUAAUAAAACAGUUAUUAAUGCUAGAACAAUGCAGUCUGUACCAAGGAGUACGACUGUUAAUACAACGAUACAUCAUAUUAAUCAGACGAGGCCUGUUACUACACAUCCAGCCCAUGGUUCACCAAAUACAGCUAAUCGUACAGCAUCAAACGCUCAAAUUCUCAAUCCUGUACCGACAGCUGUCAAUGGUUGGUCGGGACUCGUUGGGGGUCAGCCUACAUUUCAAGCGACUAUUGUUCCUCAGUCAAAUUCUAUCAUAAGAAUGCAGAAUACGUCCCUGAAUAUGCAUAGUCCAAUGGCGACGUCCAAGGGCUAUUCCCAACAGCCAAGAAGUAGGCCCAACAGUAACACCCAGCCUGGACAAUAUCCAGUUUAUCCCGUAUCGACAAUGCAAAAUGUUGCACAGGCACCACCACCUCUCGUAAGGGCGACAGCUCACUCGAAUCAGCCGAAUCUUGGGAUGGGGGCAACGUACACGACACCCAGUCUAUCAGUGCAAAAUGCUGUAACAGCAAGCUCCUAUCCUCAGAUGUUGAAUUUGAGUACUGAGCAGGUGCAAGCACUGCUGCAUCCUCAGACAUCAUCAGCUAUAAUGUCACAUACACAACGGCAUACACCACCAGCUCACAACACGUCUCAUCCCAAGUAUCCACCACCAUUGAUACCAGUGAAUGGGAGUUCUAACAGUACGAGGGAUUCUCGGGGGAGGAAAGCACUAAUUCCCAUCGCCGAAACGAUAGCAAGUUGCCACGUCCAGCCAUACGGAAUUCAAAAAGCUCUGGUUGGUGAGAAAUUGGUACCGUGUAUCAAUUUCAAACCAUACAUAUAUUCUGAAUUGCUUAUGACAUUGCCCGACUUUGUAUCACAGUUUUUUCCUACUUGUGAUAUGAAUAACUGUAGGGAAGUCCUUACUGACGUACUUGGGGUUGAUUUAUACCAAGGAAAUAGACUACAAAUGAAGAAACUGAUGGAAGCCGGCAAAUGCACCUCGAUGAACGAGGAAUUGCCCCUGAUUCAAGUACGAAACAUAAUAAAAUACAUGCCACAGAUGAAGUACAUGUUCAGAAGUAUGGGUAUGCCAACACCGGCUCAUUCAUCCGAGGAACAUCCCCCUAAAAAACGACAGCGUACCAGCUAGGAUUGGCUCCAGCCUUAUUGGCCCACAUACGACUACUAUCACUCGGCAUUUUAAUAAGUGUCGUUUGUCCAAGUGUCGAGAGUGUGCUGUUGUGGCACGUUAAAAUUUUCAUUCACUUGUUUGUUUAUUUCUUUCUUCAUACUGACGAAGAAUAAAAGCUAAAAAACAUGGUACACACGUGUGAGGCUACCUCAGUGAAAUGAGCAUUUCUUAUUUUUCAUUUCAAAUUUAAGUGAUUAAUUAUAGAUUGAAGAAUUGGAUUA
Molecule: messenger RNA, 3720 nt
Organism: Diachasma alloeum
Lineage: Eukaryota; Metazoa; Arthropoda; Insecta; Hymenoptera; Braconidae
Exons: 6
Coding region: 1214-3457 (747 amino acids)
Source: RefSeq, a predicted model, not a curated record